GCGGCGUUGUGGGCUCCUCUCUGUCUCUCAUCCCGAGGAGUCAGUACGUGUCAGUCUCUUUCAGUCCGGAGACGCUGAGCGGUGGGUUAAGAAGCGGAGCCAUGGCACCGAAGGGAGGGAACAAGCAGCAGUCCGAGGAGGACCUGCUCCUUCAGGACUUCAGCCGAAACCUGUCGGCUAAAUCCACCGCGCUCUUCUACGGAAACGCUCUCAUCGUCUCUGCCAUUCCCAUCUGGCUGUUUUGGAGGAUCUGGCAUAUGGACCUGGUGCAGUCUGCGGUUCUGUACGCCGUCAUGACGCUGGUCAGCACAUACCUGGUGGCAUUUGCUUACAAGAACGUCAAAUUUGUCCUCAAGCACAAGGUUGCUCAGAAACGUGAAGACGCCGUUUCCAAGGAAGUGACCCGCAAACUGUCCGAGGCGGACAACCGCAAGAUGUCCCGCAAAGAGAAGGAUGAGAGGAUCCUGUGGAAGAAGAACGAAGUGGCGGAUUAUGAGGCAACGACGUUCUCCAUCUUCUACAAUAACACGCUGUUUCUUGUGCUCGUCAUCGUUGCCUCUUUCUUCCUGCUGAAGAACUUCAACCCCACAGUGAAUUACAUUCUGUCCAUCAGCGCCUCCUCUGGUCUCAUCGCCCUGCUGUCCACAGGAUCAAAGUGAGAGCCGGCUAAAUGAGAAGCAAGAGAAAUGAGGGAUGAACAAGCGCAAGACUGGAGGAGCAGAUGAUUGGAGAGAUGAGUUGUGUGUUGGGGGUGGGUGUGUGGUUAUUUGAUGAUUGUGGGUGGCACAGGGUGGAGGAGACUUUGUCAUUUCAUCUGUGGACUUUCAUGAAAUUCAUGAUCAGUGGACUCCGAGGGGUCGUUUCGGACCGCCGCCCUUCUCUUUUUAUACCAAUAAAAGAAAUUUAGCCCAAUC
Messenger RNA from Pygocentrus nattereri (red-bellied piranha), 914 nucleotides. RefSeq names its product signal sequence receptor, gamma (gene ssr3). NCBI's taxonomy places the organism in Eukaryota, Metazoa, Chordata, Actinopteri, Characiformes, Serrasalmidae. The transcript is spliced from 5 exons. Gene Ontology annotation, biological process: SRP-dependent cotranslational protein targeting to membrane. The record is from RefSeq and is a predicted model, not a curated record. The coding region runs from base 102 to 659 and encodes 185 amino acids. Gene Ontology annotation, cellular component: membrane; endoplasmic reticulum.